This is a messenger RNA of Schistosoma margrebowiei, 4019 nucleotides long. The record is from the annotation of a GenBank genome assembly. NCBI's taxonomy places the organism in Eukaryota, Metazoa, Platyhelminthes, Trematoda, Strigeidida, Schistosomatidae.
UUAACGUCAUUUGCCUCCAACUUUACGAGCCCUAAAGUCAGUUGUUCGUCCACUGCUAUUUACCUAAAUCUAAAGUCUUCAAAACACCUUUGUCUUUUGUGUUUUAAAUUGUAAUAGUCGUGGUAGUUUAAGUAGUUAUAUCAGAUUCGACAGACAAUAACUAUCGACUUGUUUUUCAAAAUCAUUGCAUACUGACUCAUCCGGUUUAUUGCCAUUACCAUGGACAGUUGUAAUUUUUCUUGUGGUUAGUUGAUUGUUUUAUUACCGUGGUAUCAUUCAGUGAUGUAUAGCUUGUUUUACUUCUGUAUUGAAAGCAUUAUAAGACGGUGUGUGAUCAGUACAUUUCCAGUUGAAAACGGAAUUUCACUUUAUCUAACUAAUCGUCACUACGUGUGAUAUUUUGAUGUCUGCAAAGAAAGAAAACUGAUGCUCAGUCAGCUACUCCCAAGAGACCUAAGAAGCCAGAGGGUCUCCGCUUGAAAGAAAAGAUUAGACGACGAAAAUUGAUUACAGUGGCUCGCAAAAAGGUGGUACGCCGACAAACUUAUAUGCGGUUAAAAUGUCUCAUGAAGCAACGAGCGGAAAAAUACAUGCACGAGUACCGCAGAAUGGCAAAGCGGGAAAUCACGUUGCAGCGUAAUGCUAAAAAAACGGGAGACUUUUAUGUCCCAGCUGAACCAAAACUCGCAUUUGUCGUGCGAAUCCGGGGUAUUAACGGUGUCCACCCACGCCCAAGAAAGACCAUGCAGCUGUUUCGCCUUCGGCAAAUCAACAACGGGAUGUUUGUGCGACUAAAUAAGGCAACUCUUAACAUGCUUCGAAUAAUUGAUCCAUAUGUCGCUUGGGGUUACCCUAGUCUUAAAAUUAUUCGUCAACUUAUUUAUAAACGCGGAUUUUGUAAGUACCAUGGUACACGGCUCCCUUUAACAAAUGAGCUAAUUGAACACAAACUUGGACAUCUUGGUUUAAUAUGCGUUGAGGACCUUGUACAUGAAAUAUAUACAGUUGGACCAAACUUCAAACAUGCUGUUGCUUUUCUAUGGACAUUCAAGUUGAACAAUCCUAGUGGUGGUUUUCGCAAGAAAGGAAAGCACUUUGUCGAAGGUGGUGAUUUUGGCAACCGAGAAACCUACAUAAAUCGGUUACUUAAAGCUAUGAUUUAAAUAAAUAAGUUACGCUUGGUAAUUUUCAUGAUCUUUUUUUCUUUCAUCAAUACCGCUUAGGCUCCUUUUACACUUGAAAACCAUUCAUAUUGCUAGCAACAUUUUCUAGAACCUCAGUUAUCAUAGAAAGUCCAGCACAAAUAUGAGUCAGCACGAGUCACUAUAUCGCAUCACAACGUCAAGAUGAAAUCAGCAAGGUAUAAGAAGAACCGAGAUAACAGUAUUGAAGAUGAUGCAACGUAACACCUACGAUCAAAGCGUGCAACUUUAAAUUACUAUUAUGAAAUGCCACAAUCGUACAGUAAUACGGAGGUCUAUUUUGCAGUUCAUUCUCUGUUCGGUUAAUAGAUAUCUUAAUCCAUAGGUAGAUUUUUCAAAUUAGUGCAUAGAAUCUCUCAGAUACCGUCCCAACAGGGCUUCUGAGGUCGUCGGUGCGAUCGACUAUGUCAUUACCUGUCAUUAGUCUGCCGGUUGGCGCGUAUCAACAUUAAGGUACAAGUUUACGUUCAGAAGGCAGAGAACAUCCUCAACAUUUUAUUUACUCCGAAGAAGUGGCUUAUACUAGGUCCCGAAACGUCAGAGAUAUAAUUUUUCUACUCGGGAUAUAAAAAUAUAUUUAUUACCUUAACAUUGUUACUCGGGUUGCCAAUAAUGAUUGGGUUUUCUUCCACUGGGCCUAAUUUAGGCGUCAAAUGUGUCAAUCACUCAAGUUAUGUGGAAAUCGAAGGUACUCGGAUUUCUGUCGAGCUGUUCCUUGAAGUGUUCUGCCCAUCGCUCCAAACCCCUGUCAUCGUCUUUUUGCAAAUACUUGUUUAUCCGAAAAGUAUAAACAGUAGUCGCUAGUUUUUCUAUCUGCUUUAUUCCCAUUACUCCUUAAGGUGGCUUCACAUACUUUUUGUCAAUUCCUUGGUUACUUUUUCGUGUUCAGGGCUUCACAGGAUGAGUUUCUACCCAUCUACCGUUGCUGCUGACAUGUAUCGGUCUUUCUUGCACUUCAGGGUCAAGUUACUAGUUGGUGUUAUGUCUCUCUUGAUAUCGUCACAUGUUGUGUUGCUAUGACUUGUUUUAAUGGUCGACUAAAUGCUUGUUUCUGAAGUAUACUCUUGGAUUCUUCAUCGAGGAACCAUAAGGGGACAUAAUGCUGUGGUUAUUUUGAUUACAAUAUGACAGGCAAAUAUGUGUCCGUACUCAUGAAUAGAGACCAAAAAUGUGUAUCAGAAAAAACGACAACCUGUCCAAUCUCUUCAAUGGUGUUUAGUAGUGAUAUCGUCUAUUUGUGUGCAUCAUUGACUGUGCAGGUCGUGUCAGACGUUGCUUCGCCUUGUGCUUAUAAUUGAUACUUGCUGGAAAAGACGUUUGUCUAAUCAUGGCCGGAGCGGACAGUUGUCACAUAUAAUCAAUUGUCUUUCGUUUUGAUAUAGCCUGCCUACUCAGACAUUAACAUCACUUGCUACAAACACUUCCCGACGGAGGUCAGAAACUUCCCCGUAAACUCAUCUUUCUCGACAUGAAAAAUAAGUCUCACUGGUUUUCUAUAUUGACUAGAUGAGGUCGAAUGAAUGGCCCCACUUAAACCCUGUGUUUUAGAGAUGCAGCAUUUGUCAAUGGUACAAGGUUCACGAGUUCUAGUUAAUAAAGCUUGUUAUCCGAUUUCACAUAAGGUUAGGACGUUGGGGGAUUUAAUAUAUAUAGUUUGAAUUGCAGUCUUAGCUGAGCAGGAAUGAUAUUUCGUAAACCCAAAUGAAGCGUGAGAAAAAAGUUUAGGAUCGGAGCCAGCAGUAAAAAUAAAACUUGGGAAGCGAAGGAAUUUAAUUGUGGGUAAGUUUAUAUGGGUCGUCAUUUAUCGAAUGUCGUUUAUCCUCUUGGCUUUUGUAUGUAUUUCAAACUUAAUUCUAAAUAGUUAGGAACUAUCCAGCCUACAUUUUUAAGUUGGCUGAUAUACUUGUUGAUGGCCAGCGAAGAAUUUCUAGUUUCGCAUUUGUAAAGAAUGUUUACUUACAUUGUAGAAUCAAAGGUUUAUCAACUGUUUUAGCAAGCACUCGCAACUUGGAAGAUAAGGUAGUACAAAAAAUACUGAAGGGAAUUGAGUUCUCUGAAACACUCAAUCAAUGAGACUGAACGCGCAACCCUUACAAUGCGGAUUAACAAUAUGAACUUCUGACGAUGGUGGUGGGAAGAUGUCUUGAUAUCCAGUGGCAAUACGGUUUCGACUUCCUAAUAUGGUCCUAUACAUUAUCUAGUAACCGUUGACUGUGUAUAUGCAUACGCCUUGCUACCUAUUUUAGUUGAUAAAGUUUAUCUACUUACAAACUUAGCCAGUCAUCUAUUUUAGUUAGAAACGUUAAUAGGUCACAAUCCUCUGAAGUUUAGGUAUUCUUCCAACGACCAGAUAAUAGUCUGCUAGAUAACGCUAGUCUAGUGGGCAAAAAAAAUCGAAGAGAAAGUAAUGCUUUAACAAAAUCAAACAGCAAGGAUAUGUGCAACUUGAUGACAAUUUAUAUUUUCAUCGACUGAACAUAGAGGAAACUCCAUGUAUCUUCUAAACAAACCUGUAACUUCGUAGUUUUAAUGUUUCUAGGUCUUUUAUUCGUAGUCUGAAAUUUAAGCAUUAUCACUUCAAAACCUUCCAAAUCAUGUUUGAAAUCUGAUAUUAAGUUUGAUAUGACUGGGUAAUUGUUUUUGGGUCUGCGACUAGUUCCGAGUUCAUUUACUUGUUUCUAUGUGACAGUUAAAUCCUUAUCGACAGGUCAUUGACAUGACCUAGUUGUUGAUUGAUCUUAUCUGCCAUCACCACUCACAAUAAUUCAAAUAUGUGAAUUUUUGGACUAUGAUUGAGAAAUGUGAGUGCAGACAGAA